UCUUUAAUUUUUAAACUUUAAAAAAAAUGAAAUAACUAUAGACUGAUGCGAGUUGUAAGAAAUAAUACAAAGAGAAACCCUGUGCCCUUUAUCUAGUUUCCCUCAACUGUGUGUGUAGGGGGACAACUUUAGCAUAAUAGCAACCAGAAAACUAACACUGAUACAAUCCUUUGAUCUUAUUCAGAUUCUCCAGUUUUGCAAGUACGCAUUUGUGUUUGUGUGUGUAGUUAAGGAUAUAUUUUUAGCAUUUAAAUUUUCACAAUGACUUAUUUAGCUCUUACUCUCUGCCAGACAUUUGAAUUCUGGGAAAACAAGGCUAAGGAAUUUGCCAAAACUCCUUACCGAUUUAAAUGGAGUAAAGACAUUAAAAAUCUGAUACUUAAAUGGAGUAAAGACAAGGUAUUGUUGGGACCUAGAAGAACUUUGCCCGCCUUUAUUUGGAGGAGGGACAAAGAGGCAAUGGAGAAGGAUGUCAGACAAGCCCUUGGUCGGCACGUGCAGCAGGCACUGCAAUAAUUAAUCUGAACCCUGUUAUCUCCACUUAGUCGCACACAAAUCCUCACACCCCGAAGGUUUCAUUAUCUUCACGUUCACUGGUCGGAAAAACGAAGGCUCAGAGCGCCCGGGACAGGGUCACCCUGGUCACAGUGACUCCAAGCCCAGCGAGGCGACAUGUCACGCACUCAUCCUUGACAGGUACGCCCUAUCCCUGUUGGAGUUCUGCCCCUAAAGCUCUUCCUGCCUUCCUGGCUGCAAGUUCUGGACUCAAGGCAACACUGUAGAGAACCGAGGGAGCGUGCCACGGCAAAGAGCGCAGCACGAGGCGCCCUGCAGCCGCUGUCCACGCGCCGGUCACUCCCUGGCCUGGUGCGCGGCUCACUGGCGCAUGCGCACGCCGCACCCGCAGCACCAGGGUCUCCGGCCCCCGCGUAUGAGGGGAGGGGCCGGAAGUAACUCGAGUCUCUCCGUUGCUAAGCGACGGGGCUUCCACAAGCCAAACAGAUGUUCUCCGGCUUCUUUUCCUCCCGUUUACAGCUCCAGCAGCUCCGAAUCCCGUCACCAUGUCAGACGCAGAAACCGAUGGCUUGCGAAGCACCUUUUCCUCUUACAUGACCGAGGGCGAGCGACUCUAUCUGUGCGGGGAGUUCGCUAAAGCCGCUCAGAGCUUCAGCAACGCUCUCCACCUUCAGAAUGGAGACAAGAAUUGCCUGGUUGCCCGCUCCAAGUGCUUCCUGAAGAUGGGAGAGCUGGAGAACUCCCUGAAAGAUGCUGAGGCUUCACUCCACGCUGACCCCACCUUCUGCAAGGGGAUUUUACAAAAGGCUGAGACCUUGUACACCAUGGGAGACUUUGAGUUUGCUUUGGUGUUCUACCAUCGAGGCUACAAACUAAGACCUGAUCGGGAAUUCAAAGUCGGGAUCCAGAAAGCACAGGAAGCCAUCAACAACUCGGUGGGAAGUCCAUCUUCGGUUAAACUAGAGAACAAAGGGGACCUCUCCUUUCUAAGCAAGCAAGCUGAGAGUAUGAAAGCCCAGCAGAAGCCUCAGCUUGUCAUGAGACAGCACUUACAGCAACCCAAGAGAGAAUACAAGCGGAAGGCCUCCCUCAAGAAUGAGAAGAUUGUCCGCCAGCUCCUGGGAGAGCUGUACGUGGACAAGGAGUAUCUGGAGAAGCUCCUGCUGGAUGAAGACCUGAUCAAGGGCACCAUUAGGCAUGGCCUGACCGUGGAGGACCUCAUCAUGACGGGCAUCAACUACCUGGACACCCGCAGUAACUUCUGGAGGCAGCAGAAGCCCAUUUACGCCAGGGAGCGGGACCGGAAGCUGAUGCAAGAGAAAUGGCUGAGGGACCGCAAACGCCGCCCCUCUCAGACAGCUCGCUACAUCCUCAAGAGCCUGGAGGAGAUUGAUAUGCUGCUGACCAGCGGCAGUGCGGAUGGGAGCCUUCAGAAAGCUGAGAAAGUCCUAAAGAAGGUGCUGGAGUGGAACAAGGAGGAAGUGCCCAACAAGGAUGAACUGGUUGGAAACUUGUACAGCUGCAUAGGGAAUGCCCAGAUCGAGCUGGGGCAGAUGGUCGCCGCCCUGCAGAGCCACCGGAAGGACCUAGAGAUCGCCAAGGAAUAUGACCUUCCUGAUGCCAAGUCGAGAGCCCUUGACAAUAUCGGCAGGGUUUUUGCCAGAGUUGGGAAAUUCCAGCAAGCCAUCGACACGUGGGAGGAAAAGAUCCCUCUGGCGAAAACCACUCUGGAGAAAACCUGGCUGUUCCAUGAGAUUGGCCGCUGCUACUUGGAGCUGGACCAGGCCUGGCAGGCCCAGAGUUACGGAGAGAAGUCCCAGCAGUGUGCCGAGGAAGAAGGGGACAUUGAGUGGCAGCUAAAUGCCAGCGUUCUGGUGGCACAAGCACAAGUGAAGCUGAACGACUUCGAGUCGGCCGUGAACAACUUUGAGAAGGCUCUGGAGCGGGCGAAGCUGGUCCACAACAAUGAGGCGCAGAAGGCCAUCCUCAGUGCUUUGGAUGACGCUAACAAAGGCAUCGUCCAAGAGCUGAAGAAAACCAACUACAGGGAACUUUUCUAUGGGAAGAAAGAGAAAGAAGAAACACCUGCACAGGGUAAGCCAAAGGCGACAGAGAAGGAGACCCCAAGAAGAACGAAACAUGAUUCCGAGAAGGUAGUGAAGCACUGGGAGAGAGAACACGGCGGCGGGACCGACAAAGAGACCGAAGAGGACGUGUCCAAGGAAGACCUGGGCACCGCAGCGAGCGACACCCAGGGGUACAGGCCGGGCGGAGGGCUGGCUCAGGCCAGCUCCUUCAGGAGGAGGGAACCCCGAGAGCUGGGGAGAGAUUCAGGCGAGGCUGCCAAGGUGGUAUCGGGAGCACCAGGCAUAAGAAGUUCCAAAGAAGUAGAUCAGAAGUUGCCCGAGGUGGGCAGAAGAGAAUCAAGAGAAAUUUUUAGGAGGGAUUCACAACUGGACCAAAACCUCUCCGAAUCAAGCAUAAAGGAACUGGAGGAACCCCAGGAGGCACCCCUGGAAGCCAGCAGGAGCGAGUCAGAGGGGCUGGUGGAAACAGGCUCCGAAGAGCAGACCACAGAUCAGGCUGACAGGAUGGAAGGCGACGAAAGGCGGGGUGACUGAAGGGGCGCGGGGCGGGGGCGGGGGCUGGAAGGGGCCAGGGAGACCUCACUCAACUGGACUUUCAAGCUGAGAUUUAUCUUUCUUUAGUAGGAAAAACCGGGGGCUGUGUCCCGCAGGUCACCUCUGCCUCUGUCACUACUUUCACUUUAAAUACAUAGUUUCACUCUGACAGACCCCGAAUCUGUCACUUUGCUUCCUCACCUGCACCAUUGUCAACAGAGCCGUUGUGAACGAGUGACUGGAAACAGGGUGCCACUUCCCUGCAGGCACAAGUCUGGCCUGACUCUGGUGAGAAACACAGACACCCCCAAACAAGGUCCAGCUAGUAUGUGACUGAGGGGGAACAUGGAAACAGAUCUCUUCCCCAGGGCCUGUCCAUGGUCCUCAUGGAAGGGGUGAGAGAGGUGCUACGAAGUGCUUUUAGGGCGUGAAACAGGUGGACACCAAGGAACCCCAAAGGCCUACGUCAGGUCUCAGGGUGGGGGGUGGCAAGGCCUGGGCGUGGUGCUGUGAAUGCCCGGCCCGCGGCCACUGGGUCAGCUUGCCAAGCACCUGGUUGGCCCGGAGGAAGCUUUAGAAAGAAAUGGGGCGCCAGCUCAGCCCCCACAUGACAGAGGGGAGACAGCUUGUAAGCUUUGAAACUCUUGAAAACAGAAUGAAGCUGUCAACUGAGAGGGGAAAAAAGGGCUAUGAUAAAUGAGCAUUUAUCUGGGUGUCUUCGAUUUGCUCACUGGGCAGCAUAAACUUAGGCAUCAGUCCAAGUUGUGUCUGACUGGGGUCUCUGUUUAAGAGGGCUGUAAAGGACAAAAGAAGGGAGAAGGCAGGAUUGCAAACUUUUCCCCAAGAAUUAGGCCUGGUUAGGGAUUAGAUUCCCGAGACUCCCCUGACUUUUAGUCAGUUUGGCUUUGGUUACCAAGGAGGGACAAGAGAAGAUGGCCACUCGGUUCUUGGGAAGGCUGUGUCUAGUUGAGACCUCCUAAGUCAAAACCGUUGUUUGAAUUGUAAGUUCGUCAGAGUUUCCGGGGACCUCCCUGGUGGUGCAAGAGAUUAAGUCUCAGCACUGUGAAGCUGCAGCCGUGCAGCCACCAUAGCUGGGUCUGAUCCCCGGCCAGGGAGCUGACUCACAUGGCGCAGC
Condylura cristata (star-nosed mole) is the source of this 4272-nucleotide messenger RNA. RefSeq names its product tetratricopeptide repeat domain 25 (gene ODAD4). The transcript has 12 exons. Gene Ontology annotation, cellular component: cytoplasm. The record is from RefSeq and is a predicted model, not a curated record. The coding region runs from base 1062 to 3137 and encodes 691 amino acids. Gene Ontology annotation, molecular function: protein binding. NCBI's taxonomy places the organism in Eukaryota, Metazoa, Chordata, Mammalia, Eulipotyphla, Talpidae.